Messenger RNA from Mauremys reevesii (Reeves's turtle), 1305 nucleotides. RefSeq names its product tumor suppressor candidate 1 (gene TUSC1). The record is from RefSeq and is a predicted model, not a curated record. Bases 57 to 614 code for a protein of 185 amino acids. The transcript has a single exon. NCBI's taxonomy places the organism in Eukaryota, Metazoa, Chordata, Testudines, Geoemydidae.
UUCCGCGGCUGCGCCGAGGAGGCGGGCGCCGCCAGAGCAGCGGAGGCACAGCACGGAUGAGGCGCAUGCGCGGUGCUGGACGGCGCUGGAGCUGCGGGCCCGGCGCGGGCUCGCGGAGGGGUCGCGGGGCAGCCGUUGGCGGGGGCGAGGCGGGGGGCGGCUGGCGCGGCCUGGCGGGCGGCUCGCCGCAGCAGCUGGCGGAGCGAUACGCGGACUUGGCCGCCAGCCACAGCGAGGCGGUGCGGGCCCGCGAGGAGCGGGAGCGCCAGAACACGCGGCUGCGGGACGAGAACGCGCGGCUGCGGCUGGAGAACCGCCGGCUGCGCCGGGAGAACCGCAGCCUCUUCCGCCAGGCGCUGCUGGGGCCCGGCCCGGAGCCCGACGCGCCGCCCCGCCCGUGCUCCGCCCCCGAGCAGCCGCGGGAGGAGGAAGCGGCGCUGGCGGCCCAGCUGCGGCGGCUGCAGGAGCGGCACCGCCGGGCCCUGCAGCAGCUGCGGCGCCGCCGCGCCCAGGACGGGCUGGAGGAGGACGGGGAGCUGGACGAGCUGCUGCGGGAGCUGGACGGGGAGCAGCCGCCGCCGCCGCCGGAGAAGAGCCUGGUGCCGCCCCUAUAACCGGGGGAGGCUGGCGGGGCUCCGCAGUGCUUUGGGGACCCCCCCCCUUUGGUGCCUGAGGCGGACCCAGCUGGCUGCACCCUGCGGCCGCCUCACCGCGGGGCUCCCCUGCCCCACAGGGAGUGCGGGCCCCAGAAGUAGGCGCGGGAGCUUCCUGCAGGAGCAGCCACAGCAGCUGGAGGAGCCCCACGCGGCAGGAGGGAAAGGGCCUCACAGCGCAGGUGCCUCGUGCCCUUGGGUGUUGAGGAGAAGUUCGUCCUAGAGGGAGAAAUGGAUUCUGGACUUUGCCGCCUCCUGGCAUUGCCCUGUCUGCCUUCUCAGCUUUGAGUUUGGACCUGUGUCUCUAGUUAUCUUUGUGCAGGAGUGAACAAAUCUCACAGAGGCCACAAUAGCCCUGUAGAUGACCCAACAAUGGCACAUUUUUUAGCCUGCUACUAGGUUUUAGUACCCAUGUAUAUCAGUUUAAAAAAUGAAAAGUUUGUGUGCCAGAUUUAUUGUGACAGCACUUUAAAUGAAAGCUGAUAAUCCUCAGAAUCCUUCUGAAUUGGUUGGAUAUCAUCUGCCACUCCAUUCUCUGUAUAUCUUUGACUAUUGAUUUGUUCAUCCUUGACUGUUGCAUAAUUGGUCUAGACAUGGCAAGUCCAAUUCAUAAAACCACAGGUCAUACUAAAUAAAUCCUUGACAACCAAAA